CAACAGGCGCCUCGACACCCGCUUCACGAAACAUCUUCCUGCGCCUCGAGACACGUGUGGAAGCCUCGAGACAAAGGACACGUCGCUGCCCACCAGAGCCCGGAUGUGCGGACACACGUGUUGAAGUGGACUUUGUAGAAAGUGUAACCUCAGACUCACGAAGCUCGCGUCGCGUGGCAACAGGAAGGAGACGGAGACGGAACUCGGCCACACGGCGCGAGUCGCAGCGACUCUCUGGAGACUAAACGGCGCGUCUCAUCGCCCACGAUGCCCACGUGACCCUGUGCGAGCGACUCUGUGUUGUUCCGCUUCAUCGGAAACGUCCGGAUUGUGUCCUCGUGUCCUGCGGAGCUCAUGACGUCAUCGUGCCAGCAGGAGAUACACGGACCCGAGCGGAGCCGAGCGACACCGAGCGGAGCCGAGUGAGCGGAGCGUUUUUAACGGAGCUGUCUGGAGGAAACGUUUCUGAGCUCGUGAACAUGUCUAAAGCCCAAAUGCUGAGAGGUGUAGUCAACCAGCGACUCACUGCGGCUGCGCAGGAGAUCUGCGGGCUGUUUGAAGGAACGAUCGCAGAGUACGAGGAGGAACUGUGUAGUUUAAAAGAGGAGAACGAGCGGCACCGGAAGCUGCUGCACGCCGUGUUCAACCCGGAAGUCCGGUUGCAACGAGCAGACGUCCAGCAGCUGUUGGUGGUUAAAGAAGAGGUUCUUUCUGAGCAGCAGGUCUGGAUCUCCAGUCUGGACCAGGUGCAUCCAGAGCCCCCGCUAGUUAAAGAGGAUCAGAAGGAACAGGAGAACCCUGAGCCUCCACACAUUAAAGAGGAACAGGAGGACCAGGAGAACCCUGAGCCCCCCCACAUUAAAGAGGAACAGGAGAACCCAGAGCCCCCCCACAUUAAAGAGCAAUAUGAGGAACUCUGGACCGGGAGGGAGGGAGAGCAGCUUCAAGGGCUGGAGGAGGCUGGUCUCAAGUUAUCAUUCACUCCUGUGAAGGCUGAAGAGGAAGCUCAGUCCUCUAAGCUUCAUCAAAGACAAACUGAACCGAUGGAAAUUGAAGCUGAUGGAGAUGAUUGUGGAGGACCAGAACCAGCCAGGAACGCAGAUCCAGAUAGACCUCCAGAUCCUGAUGAAAAGACUGGAGACUCUUCAGAACCAGAUACUGAUGACUCUGUUGAUUGGAAGAAGACCAGAGAACCUCAAUCAGGUUUAAACUCUCUGAAUAAUGAUGACGUUUCUGUCAGUGAUUCAAAAUGUAGUUCUAGUGAGAAAUCAUUAAGCUGCUCUAAAUGUGGGAAAAGAUUUCACCUCAAAGGAGAUUUUAAGAAACACAUGUUAACUCACACAGGAGAGAAACCGUUCAGCUGCUCAGUCUGUAAAACAUCUUUUGCACAGAGCAAUCAGUUAAAGAUUCACAUGUUUACUCACACAGGAGAGAAACCUUUCAGCUGCUCACUCUGUAAAACAUCUUUUGCACAGAGCAGUCAUUUGAAGAGUCACAUGUUCACUCACACAGGAGAGAAACCUUUCAGCUGCUCAGUUUGUAAAACAUGUUUUAGACACAGAGGAACUUUAAAGAGUCACAUGUUAACUCACAGCUCAGUUUGUAAAACAUGUUUUAGACACAGAGGAACUUUAAAGAGUCACAUGUUAACUCACACAGGAGAGAAACCUUUCAGCUGCUCAGUCUGUAAAACAUCUUUUGCACAGAGCAAUCAGUUAAAGAUUCACAUGUUUACUCACACAGGAGAGAAACCUUUCAGCUGCUCACUCUGUAAAACAUCUUUUACUGAGAGAGGAACUUUAAAGGGACACAUGUUAACUCACACAGGAGAGAAACCUUUCAGCUGCUCGGUCUGUAAAACAUCUUUUGCACGGAGUGGUCAUUUAAAGGGUCACAUGUUAACUCACACAGGAGAGAAACCUUUCAGCUGCUCUGUCUGUAAAACAUCUUUUACGCAGCGCAGUCAUUUAAAUAGUCACAUGUUAACUCACACAGGAGAGAAACCUUUCAGCUGCUCAGUCUGUAAAACAUCUUUUAGACACAGAGGAACUUUAAAGAGUCACAUGUUAACUCACACAAGAGAGAACUCAUUUUAGUU
Pseudoliparis swirei is the source of this 2098-nucleotide messenger RNA. RefSeq names its product gastrula zinc finger protein XlCGF57.1-like. Bases 480 to 2096 code for a protein of 538 amino acids. Gene Ontology annotation, biological process: regulation of transcription by RNA polymerase II. The transcript is spliced from 2 exons. Lineage: Eukaryota; Metazoa; Chordata; Actinopteri; Perciformes; Liparidae. The record is from RefSeq and is a predicted model, not a curated record. Gene Ontology annotation, molecular function: RNA polymerase II cis-regulatory region sequence-specific DNA binding; DNA-binding transcription factor activity.